GAAGUACUGGCAUAAGUUCUUAUUGGCUUUAUUUGACCAACACGAAUGGCUGAUCCGACACUUGUUUACAGACGUUACCAUGGUUAUGUCAGCACCAUUAUUUGUGUGACUGGAAUUGUGGGUAACCUUGUAAGUUUGAUUGUCUGGAAUCUGAAGAAGUCUCAGAAGCCCACCUACGUCAUACUUUCCUCCCUGGCCAUUGCAGAUUCUCUCUGUCUGUUGAUGUUCCAAAUCUACGUCAUUUGUUUCUUUAUGGUGAUGUCACCAAACGACGAGGAAACUUACACAGAAGUAGGCAUGUAUAUUGUGAUGAUUAGCUUCCAUCUGUUCAUUGCAUUCCACAUGCUUUCCACGUGGUUGACGAUCACAAUGAUGAUUUUCAGAUACAUUAAGAUUGUGAAACCUACACUUGCGUCCAAGGCAUGCACAAUUAAAAGGGCAAAGAUAAGUAUUGCAAUCGUCACUGUUUCUGUAUUCUUCGCAUCGUCUGCAAACUACCCUUUCUACAAAGUUCAGAAAAUUUCGAACAAUGUUACAAACGCUUCGAGUUAUUUUCUUGAACCAACGGAGUUUACAAAAUCCCAUCCCGAAUAUCCGACUAUUUUGCUGUGGAUUUAUGGCGUGGUAGUGAAAAUCAUCCCCAUCUUGACGAUCGUCGUCCUUUGUACGCUGAUAAUUUGCUUCAUUCAGAAGGCCAAAAGACGAGUCCAAGAUAUCACGGGAGGUGUCUCAUCUGGGGACGCAUACAACCAGACGACCAAAAUGCUCACCGUCAUUGCCUUCAUUUACGUCUUUACAGAACUCCCUAUUGGCAUCAUGUCUUUUAUUUCUGGUUUCCAUGGCGAUGACGGACAUCUUUUUUACUUUCUUCUGUUCUCAGGCGUCGGUGAUUUGCUUGACUUAUGUACCUUAAUCAACAGUAGUGUAAACAUUUUCGUGUAUAUUUAUCUGAGCCCCGAUUUCCGAGCUAUUCUACUAGACAGAAUGAAAUGCAAAAUCAAUCAAUAGUAAAUAUUCAUUAUUCGCUAGAUUGUGGUUUUCUGCCUUCAAAGAUUUCUUUUUGUUUUUGUUCUCUCCAUAACAUCAAAAAAUGGCUCUGAUGUCGUUUUUAGAUCUAAGAUUAGUUUUUUUUAAAGUGUUUUAUACAAUUACGUAUGUAUUUUUUGAUUCUAUUUUCAUUCUGUAAAACGUGCAUAUUCACGGAAAUAGACAAUUUCCUGCGUUUGUUGUUGUUUAAUCAUUAUAUGACCUUUAAAGCUGAUGUUUUACGUUGUUUUAGCAUAAUUGUACAACAUACUUCAGACCAAAAAUAAAUUUGAACUGUAUCAAAUGUUUACUGAUAUGAAAAUUCUCCUAUUUGUCUACCAAAACAGCUCUCUAUCUUAUCACAAUCUAUUUUUCAUGUUUGUUUAUUUUUGAUGUUCGUGAAUAAAUGCAAAUAUAUUUUGUU
Magallana angulata is the source of this 1450-nucleotide messenger RNA. RefSeq names its product G-protein coupled receptor dmsr-1-like. Gene Ontology annotation, cellular component: membrane. Gene Ontology annotation, molecular function: G protein-coupled peptide receptor activity. Bases 46 to 1008 code for a protein of 320 amino acids. The record is from RefSeq and is a predicted model, not a curated record. Lineage: Eukaryota; Metazoa; Mollusca; Bivalvia; Ostreida; Ostreidae. Gene Ontology annotation, biological process: G protein-coupled receptor signaling pathway. The transcript has 2 exons.